Molecule: messenger RNA, 791 nt
Organism: Uranotaenia lowii
Lineage: Eukaryota; Metazoa; Arthropoda; Insecta; Diptera; Culicidae
Product: protein obstructor-E-like
Exons: 3
Coding region: 1-714 (237 amino acids)
Cellular component (GO): extracellular region
Molecular function (GO): chitin binding
Source: RefSeq, a predicted model, not a curated record
AUGGAAGUUUCCUCGAUAAGCAGUAUUACGCUUAGGAUUCAGGGUUCCGGAGAUUUGGAAAGUAGUGAUUUAUUCGAUGACUGCAAGCGGGAUGACGAUGGGGCUAUCUGCCGGAACAGCUCAAACAGCCAAUCGUGUCCAGAGAAGUUUGGCCGCUAUCCAGUUCCGGAUCAGUGUGACGCCUACAUAGAAUGCAGGGAAGGAGUCCCGGAACGAAAACUUUGCCCGGACGGGCUCUUGUUCAAUGAAAACCUCAACCUGUUCAGCUAUCCGUGUCAAUAUCCGAUCGAUGUGGACUGCGGCAGCCGGACUAGAACACAACCGGCCAUCCCGACGGAAAAUUGUCCCCACCAGUUCGGAUACUAUAAGCUGGGUGAUCGCGCCAACUGUGGCCAGUUCAUGAACUGCGACAAUGGCAUCGGCUUCACCCUGGACUGUCCCUACGGAUUGGCCUUCAACAGCAAAACCUACCAGUGCGAUUGGCCCGAUCUGGUUGAGGAUUGUGAUGCCGAUGCUUAUCUGGGAUUCCGUUGUCCUCCCCAGGGCGAACUGGUGGCCCCGAUCCGUUUCUUCCGUGCUCCGGACAACUGCCAGAAGUACUUCAUCUGUGUGGACGAUAGGCCACGCGUCAAUCUGUGCGGUCCGGAUCAGGCCUUCAACGAACUCAUCAAUGCCUGUGAUGGAGUUGAAAAUGUGACCGGGUGUGCUAUCUAAUUAACUAUUGCGAGACAGUUGCAUUCUUAUCCUCAGUUAUGUGCCUUAGAACUGAUAAUACUCAAAUAAAGUAGUUU